Messenger RNA from Lodderomyces orthopsilosis Co 90-125, 1551 nucleotides. RefSeq names its product Ngt1p (gene NGT1). NCBI's taxonomy places the organism in Eukaryota, Fungi, Ascomycota, Pichiomycetes, Serinales, Debaryomycetaceae. The record is from RefSeq and is a predicted model, not a curated record. The transcript has a single exon. Bases 1 to 1551 code for a protein of 516 amino acids.
AUGUCCGAGGAGAAAGCUACAGCACCAGUUGAAAUUACUUCAACUUCAUCUGGCUCAAAGGAUUUAGAAAAUCACAUUGGAGAUGAUCAAGUACAUUUGGAAUUAAAACAUCAUACCCUUGCAGAAAUUGAAGCAAGUGGGGCAUGGUAUGAUAAGACACUUAGUAUAUUUGGCAAGAAGUUCCACUAUUCCAAUGCCAUGGUUCAAAUUUGUAUGUGCGCUUUCGUUAUUUUCAUGACUCCUGGUAUGUACAAUGCCCUUACUGGUAUUGGGGCUUCGAUUUCCGAUAAACCAACUGCCGAUAAUGCUUCAGUUGCAUUGUAUUCGACAUUUGCGACUAUUGGGUUCUUUGGUGGUACUAUAUGUAAUACGAUUGGUGUUCGUGCAUCAUUAAUUCUUGGUGGUUUAGGAUAUGCUUUAUAUGCUGGUUCAUUAUUAUCUUUUAACCAUAAUGAAAAUAAAGGAUUUGUUAUCUUCGCUGGUGCAUUCUUGGGUGUUUGUGCCGCUGUGCUUUGGUCUGCUCAAGGUUUAGUUGUGUUGAGUUAUGCCACUGAACAGAAUAAAGGUAAGGCAAUUAUGAUUUUUUGGGUUAUUUUCAAUUUGGGUGGCGUUAUUGGCUCCAUUAUUCCUUUGGCUAAUAACCUUGAAAAUAAAGGUUCUGCAGCUAAUGAUGGAACUUUUAUUGCAUUCAUUGUAUUGAUGUGUUGUGGUUCGUGUAUUGCCUGCUUUAUGUUACCAAGUUCGAAAGUUUGGAAACUGGAUGGUACUAAAGUUGCUAGUGAUGCUCAUAAAUUCCCCAAUUGGAAAGAUGAAUUGAUGGAUUUGUUUAAAUUGUUGAUUCAUGAACCUAAAAUUCUCAUUAUGUUCCCCAUGUUUUUUGCAUCAAAUUGGUUCUACACUUAUCACUUCAAUAAUGUUAACCAUGGUAUGUUCAAUUUAAGAACUAGAUCAUUAAACUCAUUACUUUAUUGGCUUGCACAAAUGAUUGGUGCUAUUAUCUUGGGUUAUAUUUUGGAUCUUAAACGGUUUUCACGUCCAACUAGAGCCAAAAUUGGUUGGACUAUUCUUUUCGUUCUUGGCUUAGCCAUUUGGGGUGGUGGUUUGAAAUUCCAAUUGGAAUUCACUAGAGAGGAUGUGGAACUGGUACCUCCAAAAAUCACUCCGAUGGAUUAUACUGAAGGUCGUUAUAUUGGUCCCAUGUUUCUUUACAUCUUUUACGGUGGGUACGAUGCCAUUUUCCAGACUUAUGUUUUAUGGACUUUGGGUGCAUUAUCAAAUAAUCCCAAAAAAGUUGCCUUGUAUGCUGGGUUCUACAAAGGUAUUCAAUCAGCUGGUGCUGCAAUUGCUUGGAGAUUGGAUGCCAUUGCUGUCCCAUACAUGAAUUUAUUUGCCUCGUCGUGGGCAUUGGUUCAGGGGUCAUUGUUGAUUGCUAUCCCACUUUUGUGGUUUAAGAUUACUGAUCAUACUGAUGCUAUGCAAGAUGGGUUGGAUAAUGUUGUUGGUAUGGAGGAAAUUGAAGUUGUGAAGUCAAACGUUGAACAUAGAGAAUAG